Messenger RNA from Stegastes partitus (bicolor damselfish), 1013 nucleotides. It is a transcript of the gene ifi30a, whose product is annotated as IFI30 lysosomal thiol reductase a. Gene Ontology annotation, molecular function: oxidoreductase activity, acting on a sulfur group of donors, disulfide as acceptor. The transcript is spliced from 7 exons. Bases 59 to 829 code for a protein of 256 amino acids. Gene Ontology annotation, cellular component: lysosome. Lineage: Eukaryota; Metazoa; Chordata; Actinopteri; Pomacentridae. The record is from RefSeq and is a predicted model, not a curated record.
AGUCUGUAGUCAGUCCCAAGUUCUGUUUUUCUGUUGUCAAACUGAAGACUCUGAGAAGAUGAAGGCUCUCCUUCUACUUAUUCUGACAGUUUGGCUGAACAGCCAGUCCGGCGACUGCUCUCUGUCCUCUUCGUGCUCCUACCCUCCAUCCCAGUGGUGCUCGUCCCUGGAGGCGGCUGUUGAAUGCGGGGCUCUGAAGCACUGCCUGCAGUCCAACUUCACCAGGUCCCGUCAGCCUGGAGAUCCGGUCGAAGUGGGCCUUUACUAUGAGAGCCUGUGUCCUGGAUGCAGACUGUUUCUCACUGAGAUGCUCUUCCCCACCUGGCUCCUGCUGAAUGAAAUUAUGUCUGUGAAUCUGGUGCCCUACGGCAAUGCGCAGGAGACAUCUCAGAAAGGCAAAUAUGUUUACCAGUGCCAGCAUGGAGAGCAGGAAUGUCUGGGCAACAUGAUCGAGACCUGUCUGAUGAACAUGACUAAGAUGGCUUUCCCGAUCAUCUUCUGUAUGGAAUCCUCCACUGAUGUCAUCAAGUCGGCCCAGACUUGCACUCAGGUCUACAGCCCUGAGCUGAAGUGGGACAGCGUGAUGAGCUGCGUCAAGGGGGACAUAGGAAACAAGCUGAUGCAUCAGAAUGCCCAGCAGACCCAGGCUCUGAACCCUCCACACGAAUAUGUGCCCUGGGUGACCAUCAAUGGGGUGCACACAGAAGACCUGCAGAACAAAGCCAUGGCUUCUCUCUUCAGUCUGGUCUGCAGCACGUACAAGGGUCCCAAGAUUGCGGCCUGUGGAGGGAACCAGAAAAACUACAAAACCUACUGUCACAACGAGUAAAGGAGCAGCGCUGCACACGCCUGCAUGCUAGCUCCGUUCCAGGUGUGGCCACUACAUAAGGAACACUGACGAAUGUCUUCCAAUGCUUUUAUAAUGUGUGGUUUUGCAGGUCUGUUUCUACAACGUUCAUGAUUUGAUCACCUCACAUGAUUCACAAAACAUCAAUACAAUUAUCUCUACAAAA